This is a messenger RNA of Impatiens glandulifera, 838 nucleotides long. Its product is annotated as ethylene-responsive transcription factor ERF109-like. NCBI's taxonomy places the organism in Eukaryota, Viridiplantae, Streptophyta, Magnoliopsida, Ericales, Balsaminaceae. The record is from RefSeq and is a predicted model, not a curated record. Bases 30 to 713 code for a protein of 227 amino acids. Gene Ontology annotation, biological process: ethylene-activated signaling pathway; regulation of DNA-templated transcription. Gene Ontology annotation, molecular function: DNA binding; DNA-binding transcription factor activity. The transcript has a single exon.
CAAUCAAUCAGAACAAAGGAAAAAAAAUCAUGAACAUGCAGAGUUCAUCGAAGAAGAGAACAAUGAUCGACAUGCAGAGUUCAUCGAAGAAGAGAACAAAGACCGAUGGGCCCCUUCCGCCGCCGCCGCCGCCGUCCCGUCGUCUGACAGCUGAACAAGAAGCUUCAAUUAUCGUAACUACCCUCCACAACGUCAUUUCCGGCCGCCAAGAUUACCCCUUCUCAACCAUUCUCCCAGCUAUCAAAACCUGCGACGAGAAGAGGAAAAACGUUACUGGACAGAUGAUCAUCAGUAGUAGUAGUAAUAAGAAGAAAAAUUACAGAGGUGUGAGACAGAGGCCGUGGGGAAAAUGGGCCGCCGAAAUUCGAGACCCCAGAAGGGCGGUUCGAGUUUGGCUUGGGACGUUUAAUACAGGGGAGGAGGCGGCUCGUGCUUAUGAUAAGGCGGCGUUUGAGUUCCGCGGGCCCAAGGCUAAGCUUAAUUUCCCACUUCCCCCACCGCCGCCAACCAAUCACGAUUUACAAAGUGAUGAGCCAAUAUUAUUGUGGAAGAACGAAUUGGUGGUGUCAUCCACGACAUCGUCUCAUCCUCCUCCUCCGGCAAUGAAGACGGAAAAUGGAAUAUGGGAAGCGAUUCGAGAUGAAGAGAAGGAGGAGGAGGAGGUUAAAUUACAAGAAUGGAUUAUGAGUUUGAUGGAUUUAAGUUGCUAUUAGCUAAGAUUACUUCAUUAUUGAUUUCUAGCUAGCUAGCUAGUCUAUUUUUUUACACCAAGCUAGCUAGCUACGAUCAAACACAUUUGAGAAUUCAUUAAUUUCAUUUUUGGAAGGAAGAUUAUAUA